AUGUUGGCCAGGAACUAUGAGAACGCGCGCGCCGCCCCGGCGCGGACGCCCGCCCGCCCGCCGCCCUUCGGAGCGAUCCCCGCCCCGCCACCCGAAGGCAUAUUAGCCUGGGUUACUGUGAAUUUCCUAACAGGUCAACUGCAUGGCCAUGGCCAGGAGACCAUGGGGACCCUGGACUUGGGGGGAGCCUCCACCCAGAUCACAUUCUUGCCCCAGCUGGAGAAAACCCUGGAACAAACCCCUCAAGGCUACCUAACUUCCUUUGAGAUGUUUAACAGCACUUUUAAGCUCUAUACACAUAGUUACUUGGGAUUUGGAUUGAAAGCUGCAAGACUGGUGACACUGGGAGCUCUGGAGACAGAAGGGAUUGAAGGACACACUUUUCGAAGUGCCUGUUUACCAAGGUGGUUGGAAGCAGAGUGGAUUUUUGGGGGUGUGAAAUACCAGUAUGGUGGCAACCAAGAUGGGGUGAUGGGCUUUGAGCCCUGCUAUGCUGAGGUGCUAAGAGUGGUGCAAGGCCAACUUCACCAGCCAGAGGAGAUCAAGAGAAGUUCCUUCUAUGCUUUCUCUUACUAUUAUGAUCGAGCUGCUGACACACACAUGAUUGAUUAUGAAAAAGGAGGUGUUUUAAAAGUUGAAGAUUUUGAAAGAAAAGCCAGAGAAGUUUGUGACAACCUGGAGAGCUUCACUUCAGGCAGUCCGUUCCUGUGCAUGGAUCUCAGCUACAUCACAGCCUUGUUGAAAGAUGGCUUUGGCUUUGCGGACAGCACCCUUUUACAGCUCACAAAAAAAGUGAACAACAUAGAGACGGGCUGGGCCUUGGGAGCCACCUUCCACCUGCUGCAGUCUCUGGGCAUCUCCCACUGAGGCCGAACUCCCUCUUUAGUCUGUAGUCAACACCCCUUUAAGGGGAGGAGAGAAGACGCAAUCAUUUUCCAGGCUGGUAUAGGGAUAGCCUGCACUGAAGCCCAGCAACUGGUUUUAUCAGGAAGAGGCUUUUUAACAUGGAUCUUGCCUUUAAGCCUAGAGAUUUAGGUUUAAUUUUAUGCAUCUAACGUGAAUUGUUACCUAACCACUUUGGUGUACACAGCUGGCACUAGAAUUAUAAGUCUUGAUUCUUGGUGUGUUAACAAAGAAUCUUCAAGCCAAAAAAAAAAAGCUUUGGAACUCCUUCAACCUUGGAGAACUCAGGGAUGGGUUCCCUGGGAACCAAAGGAAAAAUCUCAUUCCAACCCUGCAGUGCCUCGUUCCUUUGAACAUUAAAAUUUUCCUCAUACAUGCUACAUUAGUACAAUCACAUGACUGAUCGAUACCAGUACAUAUUUUUCUUCACCCUCCAUUAUCCUUAAGAGAGAAAAACAACUGGUUUUGCUUUCCAUGUGUAAUUUUU
Perognathus longimembris pacificus (Pacific pocket mouse) is the source of this 1390-nucleotide messenger RNA. RefSeq names its product nucleoside diphosphate phosphatase ENTPD5-like. Gene Ontology annotation, molecular function: GDP phosphatase activity; UDP phosphatase activity. Gene Ontology annotation, cellular component: membrane. The record is from RefSeq and is a predicted model, not a curated record. Lineage: Eukaryota; Metazoa; Chordata; Mammalia; Rodentia; Heteromyidae. The transcript has a single exon. The coding region runs from base 1 to 867 and encodes 288 amino acids. Gene Ontology annotation, biological process: nucleoside diphosphate catabolic process.